UUCUUUAUUUUUUUUUUUGUUUUGGGGCAGAACAGAAACCAUGUGACCUUUCUAAGGGUCAUUGGGUGCAGGCAUUGGGAGGGUCAUCAAGCUAUUACACCAAUUCAAGUUGCCCUACAAUCCCUGAUAGCAAAAACUGUUUCAGACAUGGCAGAAAGGACUCUGAUUUUCUGAAUUGGAGAUGGAAACCUGAUGAAUGUGAGCUUCCAAGGUUUGAUCCCAAAACCUUCUUUCAGAUUGUUCAUGGCAAAACAAUGGCUUUCAUUGGUGACUCUGUGUCUCGAAACCACGUGGAAUCGCUUCUCUGCCUCUUGUCACAGAGUGAAGUUCCAAAGGACAUGUACAAGGACUCAGAAGACAGGUUCCGGAAAUGGUAUUUCCCGAUCCACAACUUCACGCUGAUGAUGUUGUGGAGCAGGUUCCUGGUGGAAGGCGAGGAGAGAAUGGCGAACGGCACAGGCACCAGCGUGUUCGACAUGCAGCUGGACAAGGUAGACAGUGACUGGGCCAAAGAGCUUCCCAACUUAGACUACGCAGUGAUCUCUGACGGACACUGGUUUUUCCGAGGGAUGCGUCUGCACGAAGCUGGAAAACAAGUAGGCUGCGUCUACUGCAACGAACCCAACGUCACGGCCUACAACGUCGACUUCCCCCUCAGAAAAGCGCUGAGAACAGCGUUCAGGCAUAUCAGUGGGUGCAGGGAGUGCAGAAGAAGAGGGAUGGUGACGGUGAUGAGGAGUUUUGCGGCGGCGCACUUUGAGAACGGGUUUUGGAACACCGGAGGGUACUGUAACAGGACGGGGCCGAGGAGUGAGAGCGAGGUGGAUUUUGGGGCGUUUGAUUGGCAAUUGAGGAAUGUUCAGAUGGAGGAGUUUGAGAGAGCGAGGAGCGAAGGUGGUGGUAGGUUUGAGGUUGUGGAUGUUGCGAGAGCCAUGCUAAUGAGACCUGACGGUCACCCUGGGGAGCAUUGGGGGAACAAGUGGAUGAAGGGUUACAAUGAUUGCACUCACUGGUGCAUGCCUGGGCCUGUUGAUAUGUGGAGUGAGUUGUUGCUUGCUGUCAUCAAAAAAGUUUCAGCUUCUCAUCAUCUUCAUCAGAUUUAGUUACCAUAUUUUUCAUCAUCACAGAUGCAUACACAGAUCAUAGAUUUUGUUAGUGUCAUUAAUUAUACUUAUCAGCACUAGUUCUGAAAUGUGGUUCCAGUUGCAGCGAUUUGUAUGUGGGUGCUAGCUGUAGUUAAGGAUUGUGAGUGACCAUAACAGAGGGUAUAGAGUGGGCCAAUUUCUGUGUAAGACAGUGUAUCAUUUUUAUUUUUUUUUAAUUUUUGAAAUAAAUAUUUUAUAUGCUUU
This is a messenger RNA of Vigna unguiculata (cowpea), 1349 nucleotides long. RefSeq names its product xyloglucan O-acetyltransferase 4. Gene Ontology annotation, molecular function: O-acetyltransferase activity. NCBI's taxonomy places the organism in Eukaryota, Viridiplantae, Streptophyta, Magnoliopsida, Fabales, Fabaceae. Gene Ontology annotation, cellular component: Golgi apparatus. The record is from RefSeq and is a predicted model, not a curated record.